UCAAGUUGCAAUUAACUUCCGCGGCAGCCGCAGCUCCGGCGGCGGCGGCGGCACAAGAGCAGAAGCCGCCGCCUCGGAAGUCCGACGCCGGCGCGCCCGCCCGGGGAGCCGUGCCUGGUCUCCGGCCCGCGCUCGACAGCCACUGCCGCCCCCAACGCCCAUGCCUGAGUGAUCUUUAGAGGGUAACUGAGUAUGGAUCAUUUGAACGAGGCAACUCAGGGGAAAGAGCAUUCAGAAAUGUCUAACAAUGUGAGCGAUCCGAAGGGUCCACCAGCCAAGAUUGCCCGCCUGGAGCAGAACGGGAGCCCGCUGGGAAGAGGAAGGCUCGGGAGUACAGGUGCAAAGAUGCAGGGAGUGCCUUUAAAACACUCGGGCCAUCUGAUGAAAACCAACCUUAGGAAAGGAACCAUGCUUCCAGUUUUCUGCGUGGUGGAACAUUAUGAAAACGCCAUUGAAUAUGAUUGCAAGGAGGAGCAUGCGGAAUUUGUGUUGGUGAGAAAGGAUAUGCUUUUCAACCAGCUGAUAGAAAUGGCUUUGCUGUCUCUGGGUUAUUCGCAUAGCUCUGCUGCCCAGGCCAAAGGGCUAAUCCAGGUUGGAAAGUGGAAUCCAGUUCCACUGUCUUAUGUGACAGAUGCCCCUGAUGCCACGGUAGCAGAUAUGCUUCAAGACGUGUAUCAUGUGGUCACACUGAAAAUUCAGUUACACAGUUGCCCCAAACUAGAAGACUUGCCUCCCGAACAAUGGUCGCACACCACAGUAAGGAAUGCUCUGAAGGACUUACUGAAAGAUAUGAAUCAGAGUUCGUUGGCCAAGGAGUGCCCCCUUUCACAGAGUAUGAUUUCUUCCAUUGUGAACAGCACUUACUAUGCAAAUGUCUCAGCAGCAAAAUGUCAAGAAUUUGGAAGGUGGUACAAACAUUUCAAGAAGACAAAAGAUAUGAUGGUCGAAAUGGAUAGUCUUUCUGAACUAUCCCAGCAAGGUGCCAACCAUGUCAACUUUGGCCAGCAGCCGGUCCCAGGGAACACAGCCGAGCAGCCUCCGUCCCCCGCGCAGCUCUCCCAUGGCAGCCAGCCCUCUGUCCGGACCCCUCUUCCGAACCUGCACCCUGGGCUUGUGUCAACGCCCAUCAGUCCUCAAUUGGUCAACCAGCAGCUGGUGAUGGCUCAGCUGCUGAACCAGCAGUAUGCAGUGAAUAGACUUUUAGCCCAGCAGUCCUUAAACCAACAAUACUUGAACCACCCUCCCCCUGUCAGUAGAUCUAUGAAUAAGCCUUUGGAGCAACAGGUUUCAACCAACACAGAGGUGUCUUCCGAAAUCUACCAGUGGGUACGUGAUGAACUGAAACGAGCAGGAAUCUCCCAGGCAGUAUUUGCACGUGUGGCUUUUAACAGAACUCAGGGCUUGCUUUCAGAAAUCCUCCGAAAGGAAGAGGACCCCAAGACUGCAUCCCAGUCUUUGCUGGUAAACCUUCGGGCUAUGCAGAAUUUCUUGCAGUUACCAGAAGCUGAAAGAGAUCGAAUUUACCAGGAUGAAAGGGAAAGGAGCUUGAAUGCUGCCUCUGCAAUGGGUCCUGCCCCCCUGAUAAGCACACCGCCCAGCCGCCCUCCCCAGGUGAAAACAGCUACUAUUGCCACUGAGAGAAAUGGGAAACCAGAGAACAAUACCAUGAACAUUAAUGCUUCCAUUUAUGAUGAGAUUCAGCAGGAAAUGAAGCGCGCUAAAGUGUCCCAAGCACUGUUUGCAAAGGUUGCGGCAACCAAAAGCCAGGGGUGGUUGUGUGAGCUGUUACGCUGGAAAGAAGAUCCUUCUCCAGAAAACAGGACCCUGUGGGAGAACCUCUCCAUGAUCCGAAGGUUCCUCAGUCUUCCUCAGCCAGAACGUGAUGCCAUUUAUGAGCAGGAGAGCAAUGCGGUACAUCACCAUGGCGACAGGCCGCCCCACAUCAUCCAUGUUCCAGCAGAGCAGAUUCAGCAGCCGCCGCCGCAGCCCCAGCAGCCGCCGCCGCUCCCGCCGCAGCCGCAGGCGCAGCAGCCCGCCGGGCCCCGGCUGCCCCCUCGGCAGCCCACCGUGGCCUCGCCCGCCGAGGCGGAGGACGAGAACCGGCAGAAGACCCGGCCGCGAACGAAGAUUUCCGUGGAGGCCCUGGGCAUCCUGCAGAGUUUCAUCCAAGACGUGGGCCUGUACCCGGACGAAGAGGCCAUCCAGACUCUGUCGGCGCAGCUUGACCUGCCCAAGUACACCAUCAUAAAGUUCUUUCAGAACCAGCGGUAUUAUCUCAAGCACCACGGCAAGCUCAAGGACAACUCCGGGUUGGAGGUGGAUGUGGCCGAAUACAAAGAAGAGGAGUUGCUUAAGGAUUUGGAAGAGAGUGUGCAAGACAAGAAUGCUAACACCCUUUUCUCGGUGAAGCUGGAAGAAGAGCUCUCAGUGGAAGGAAACACAGACAUUAACGCCGACUUGAAAGACUGAGAUCAAAGUAUUAUUUUCAUUCAACAGUGCCACUGGUAUUUACUAACAAAAUGAGAAGUCCACCUUGUAUUCUCUCAGAAACCCUUUGUUGUUUGUUGUUUGGCCAAUGAAUCUUCAGACACUUGCACAAACAGGAAAGUUGAGAAAGCAUAAUGCAGACUGCACUAAAUGUUUUACUCUUUUACAGACUGCUGGGCAGCCCCGGGUGAAGCAUCGAGGAUUGUUUGGUAUUAAAAGUUAAAAUUUGUGUUCACGGGACACACCAAGGUGUGUACCCCGUAAGCAUGAUACCAGUGAUUUCUUUUUUUUUUUUAAUUAUUAUUAUUCUGGAGCCUCCAACAAGCAUUAUAACUUCUGUGAUUAUCAUUUCCUUCCUUUAAUUAUUUCUGUAACACUCCACACUGAUCUUUGGAAGCUCGUCCCCUAUUUUAAAAAAAGGAAAAAAAAAAGAGUUUGUUACUCUAUUGUAUGUUACAAAAGAACUAUAGACUGUGGAAUGCAGUUUAAAGAUGACAUAUGCCAACAAAUGCCUUGUAUUAUAUGGCACUGCCGUAAUUCAAAUUUGUUUUUAUUUUGGAAAUAAAAGUUCACUGUAAUUUUU
Equus quagga is the source of this 3070-nucleotide messenger RNA. RefSeq names its product SATB homeobox 1 (gene SATB1). Gene Ontology annotation, molecular function: RNA polymerase II cis-regulatory region sequence-specific DNA binding; DNA-binding transcription factor activity, RNA polymerase II-specific. Gene Ontology annotation, biological process: chromatin remodeling; regulation of transcription by RNA polymerase II. The transcript is spliced from 11 exons. The record is from RefSeq and is a predicted model, not a curated record. NCBI's taxonomy places the organism in Eukaryota, Metazoa, Chordata, Mammalia, Perissodactyla, Equidae. Bases 193 to 2469 code for a protein of 758 amino acids.